UACCCCACAUUUAUUUUGAAAGGUUUAAGCGGUUUAAGCGGAAGCUGUGACUCCUGUUCCCGUUUCCAUGGUGACCAUACCUAACAACAGCCAUGGCAACCGCAACGCCAUCAGCUACCUGUAAUAUAAAGUCCCGGUUUCCGGUGUAAUUAACGGUUUUCGGCGGUUAAAGUAAAAUGUCUUCCACGGCGGAGCCUCCGGACCAGGAGGACUUUGAUCAGUUCUUCACCGUGUUUGACGGCUCUUCUCCGGAGGACGUGUCCCAUGCCAGGCAGCUGUGGAGCUCGCUGUCCCUGCUGCCGCCGCUGGAGUCCCGGCUGGUGUCGGCGGACAUCCGCCAGAGACUGCCGGUGUCCCGGCCGCAGCGCAGCAGCACCGCCGGUCCCAGACAGUGGGCCCCGGAGCCGCCGAGGGUCCCCGCCGUCCGGCAGAGGCGGGAGGAGAGGCAGCGGUAUGCGGACAUGGCCGACCAGAGGAGGGAGACCCUGGCGCUGCUGGGGAGGCAGAGGGAGCAGCGGGUCCGGAGGGAGCUGGUUUCUGUGGACUUUAAACCGAAGAUGAAGUCCAGAGAGAAAGUGCUGAGAGCACAGGAACCCGCAGACUGUGAGACGGACCCGGAGCUGGUGGAGCAGCUGCAGUAAAGCUCCCUGAUUGACUCUUUAGAAAGGCUUCACAUGUAUAGAAGCACAAAUAGGCCAAAAUUAAAGUUCAGCAGUGACAGUGGCUCCCAACCUUCUUUUAGGGCCCCUCAGUGACAUAUUUUAUGUCUAUUUUAUAUUAUAUUCAAAACUAUUUGACAGUUUACUGAACAAUUUACUUUACAUUAACUUUUCCUGACAGAAAUGAACCAAAUGCUGAGAUACAGACGUAUUGGCAAAAGCAUUUCUCUUUCUUCUUUCUCUUGAUCUUUAGUCUCUCUCAUUUGGACUUGGUCUUGACUCGAGUCUCUUUGGACUCAACUAGUCUCGGACUUUGACUGCAGUCACAUAUUUUGUUAUAUUUUUUGAAAUUUUUCUCGUUCUCCUGCUAUUUAAUUUCAAAAUAAAGGCCUGAAAACAUCA
Dicentrarchus labrax (European seabass) is the source of this 1061-nucleotide messenger RNA. RefSeq names its product HOATZ cilia and flagella associated protein (gene hoatz). Bases 177 to 641 code for a protein of 154 amino acids. The transcript has a single exon. Gene Ontology annotation, biological process: cilium assembly. The record is from RefSeq and is a predicted model, not a curated record. NCBI's taxonomy places the organism in Eukaryota, Metazoa, Chordata, Actinopteri, Moronidae.